UCAGAAACUGCGGUGCAACUUUCAAAUCUGCUCCGAGUCAAAAGUCUUCCGCAUAGCAAUGUAGUUACUUAGCUAGGUUAGUAAGUUAGCACGUAAACACUACUCUCUCAGAUAAUUAGCAAAAAAUGAUCCGUUAGCAGAAACAGCAAGCAGUAACUUUAGGUGAUUAUGGAGCAGGCUCGCAGCACUGGCAAUGGGCUCAGGAUGUCCAUCCUCCGGCGGAACGCGUCUUCCCUAUUACCAGACCUGUGUUCCAAUUCCUCAGUUUGUAAAAUCACUGAUGAGACUUUUCCCUACAUGUCAGGAAUUUUCGAUGAGACUAUGGAUCCUUCUUUCAUGUCAAAUGGACCAGUAGCAACCGCAGAUUUGCCUGAUCAGGUGGAGUCGAAAGCAUUGACAAAAACUCAAGAUGAGGUCAUUUCCGGAGCAGGAGGUCAAACAAAGGCUGCAUACAACAGCUGGCUUAGUAUACCCAUAGAGAAUGGUCAUUCUGUAGAUUUCAGCAUGUCCAUUACAUCUGCACAGGAUGACCAUGAAGACAUUAAUGUAACUGAAUCCAAUCCAAAGGGAGAUAUACCUGAAGUCAGCUGUCAUUCCCAAGAGUCUGCAAGUUGUACAGAAAAAUGUGACUUAGGGGUGGGGUCAAAGAACAAUACUUUUGAUAUGGCUAAAGACCUUAAAGAGAGGUUUUCUGGAUUGAAUUUGACUAAACCUGUUCCCAAUGAAACAACAGGGUCAAGCAACGUUACUUUUGAAAAGUCAGAAGAACUUCAAGAAAAGUCUGCCGGACUUAGUUGUACUAUUUCUAAUGAUGAUGCAAGUGUGGAAGACAAGCAUUUAGAUGAAAAAAGUUUAAACUCAACUGUUGAUGUUUGUAGCCCCUCAAACUCUACCAAAGAGCAGCCAAAUCAGAAGCUCAACGGAACUGUAGAUAUUACUCAGUCAAAUGGACAUAAACAAGAGCAGGACAAUGAAGGACGUACAUGCAGUAAGGACUGUGAGAAGCAAAGCACUUUUACAAAGGCUACAGAGGAAAUCAAUGCAACUGUUGACUUGACUGCUGGGGUUCACACAGAAGUUGCUCAGCAAGGUUCUGUAAAUGUGGACCCAGUUGACAGAACAUUCACUAAACACAAUACGACCACUGACCUCACACCUCCAGAGCCUGUUUCCGACUUGACUACGAAUGUGAUCAAAAGCUCUAACACAGAAUUACCAAUGCAAUCCGAUACUAACUGUGAUGUGAUUGUGAAAGACACACCAAUGUCUGGACCAUUAGCUCCAGGCAAUACCACUGCACCAGUGAGAGUUGAUGUGACCGUUUGCUCUGACAGAACUCUAGAUCUUCCCGAAACUGAUGGUAAAGAAGAGCAACAGGACCUAUUUAAGAGAAGAAAUGGAACUUCAGAUGGUGAAGGUUACCUCAACAUGGACAUCAGCCAAAGUAGUAUGUUUUCGUUGGAUGAGAUGCUUGACUUGAAACCCUGUCCCCUCGUUGCAUCCACACCUAUUGUUCUGGGAAGAGGCUUUGACAGACUGGGAUCUGCAAAGCCCACAAAUAUACUUAAACAGCUCUCUGUGAUCAACAGUAUUAACACCCAGUUGAAUGACGACACUGCUGGUGUUAGUGAGCAUGAAGGAUCGGAUGCAUCAAAAUCAAAUCAGUUGUCUAAUAAGUCUGACACCUGUAGUCAGAUCCAGAAAGUUUCAUCAAACGGUACCUCAAAUUCCACUACUUCUGAAGCAGCGAUUGUGAACAAACCUCCUUCGAAACUUGCAGUCAGAAGGAAAAUUCCCCAGCCCUCUUUUAAAUCCAAUAUUCCCAAGACCCAGCUCCCUCCAUGGCCUCCCACCUUAACCACGGUAACCUCGGCAGUGGUUAAAUCAAAGACUGCAGCAGCAGCACAAGCUUUAAAUCAGCCAGAGACAUCCUCAUCUGCUCUGCAUAGCAUGAGGAGGACAGUCCAGCUUAAUAAAGGGAAAAUGCUUGCUUCUGCAAAGAAUACUUCCACGGCUUCCACUGUAAAGUCUUCAUCUGUGGCUACCUCCACCAGUACAUGUAAUUUGACCGCAGAUAAAAAGGCUGGAAACACUUGUAUGACAUUGCCUAAACCCUCUGGGUUGCAACCCCCUGGUCGAGGAAGAUUUGGUCUUAAGCCACCUGGGAGUGCUGUUUCCUCAGAAGAAACUGGUCAUGCUCCGACUAACAACAAACCAUCUGGUUUAUCAGCUAUAAGGACAAGGAAUUCACUGCUUCCGGGUUUUUCUCAGAAGCAUGCAAGCAGUGAUGCCUUGCCAUUGGCAAAAAGGAAGAAAACUGAUCUGCAAAACCAGCCCAGCUGCUCUGAAGCUCCAACAGGCUCAGAGGCAGGGGAAGGUGUUCAGAAGAAUGUAACCGCUCCCACAGACAUCACAUCAAAGAGACCCAAUGCUGGUACCAACUGUGGAAAUUGUACACUACUUCAAGAGAAAUUACUCACAUUUCAUGAAGAACUGGGGGGAUUUCUUCAAGAUCUUGGUCGACUACCAGCAGAUUGUAAAAAGUGGGUCUCACUUCAACAAAAAUUGGAGUCGUAUUUAGAGGAGGUCAAGAGUUUACAAACAGAUCAUCAUUAAGGAAGAGGAACUUGGCUGGCCUACAAACCUGAUGUAUUUUGUAUAAUAAAAUUGAAUAUUAUCGUUAAUAAAAUUAUUAAUUUAUUGUUUUUCCCCAUAUUGUCUUUUUUAACAGAAUAGGUUAACAUCAAAUUGUUUUUAGGCUAGACUAUUUCCUUGGUGGCGCAGGUGCAACAUAAAUCACUUGUGAAUUUUCUUUGUAUUUUGUGAACUUGGAAGCCCAAUGGGACUUUUUUAUUUAAUUGAGUCAGUAAACGUGUUGAUGGUUUUACACUACAAAAUAAGUUAAACAGUGUUGGUGUUUCUGUAAAAGACUUUUCCUAAAACAGAAAUCUUUGGAAGUUUUUUACAGUAUUAUGUUUAUUGAUGCUUUAUAAGCGUGAAUUGACAAUUACCGUGUAUAGACUUUUUAAGACAUGGGAAGUAAAAAUAGACAUUACAGCCAUUUCAGAUCAGUUUUAUACUUCUGUAUUUAACAAAGCUGAUAUCUAAUUCAACUUGAAAGUUGAUUUCUAACAAAAUUGUCUGUUUCCCUCUUUAACGUUUUUGCUGUCUUGAUAUUUCAUGAAUUAAAGAUACAUUAAGUAA
Messenger RNA from Pangasianodon hypophthalmus (striped catfish), 3204 nucleotides. RefSeq lists its product as uncharacterized. The coding region runs from base 169 to 2616 and encodes 815 amino acids. The transcript is spliced from 10 exons. The record is from RefSeq and is a predicted model, not a curated record. NCBI's taxonomy places the organism in Eukaryota, Metazoa, Chordata, Actinopteri, Siluriformes, Pangasiidae.